Molecule: messenger RNA, 1593 nt
Organism: Choloepus didactylus (southern two-toed sloth)
Lineage: Eukaryota; Metazoa; Chordata; Mammalia; Pilosa; Megalonychidae
Gene: LYL1
Product: LYL1 basic helix-loop-helix family member
Biological process (GO): regulation of transcription by RNA polymerase II
Molecular function (GO): DNA-binding transcription factor activity, RNA polymerase II-specific; RNA polymerase II cis-regulatory region sequence-specific DNA binding; protein dimerization activity
Source: RefSeq, a predicted model, not a curated record
CCGGGCCCAGGCCUGCCCCGCCGGCGGGGGCGGGGCCGGGAGGUCCCGGGCUCGGAGCUCCCCGCCCGCCGGUUUCCUCCGGGGUCAACCCGGCUCCUUAUCAGGCGCGGCCAGGCGGCCCGGCCCUUAUCUGCGCCGGCCCAGCAUCCUCCGGCCGCGGCCGCGGGGCCGGGAGGGAGGAAGCGGGGCCGCCGGGGGCGGGGAGAGGGCGGGCCGGCCGGGCGCUGCUCACUUUCCCUCGGGGGGACCCACGCCGCCACCGCGGCCGCGCCGGGGCGGCCCUCGGCAGCCCGCGGAGGAGGCGCGGCCCGACGGCGCGGCCCGGACGGGGCGGCCGGCAGCCCGCGGCCCAGAGGCAGGGCCCCCCGAGCGGGGGCGGCGGGAGCCGGUGCCAAGGCGGAACCGCAUACCGGGCCCAGGACGCCGCGUCCCCACGGGACGGAGCCCGGGCCCUCACCAGGCGGCGGGAGCAGCGCUGGGGUGAGCGCCCCCCCCUCGGGGUCCAUGUGCCCGCCCCAGGCCCAGGCAGAGGUGGGCCCCACCAUGGCGGAGAAGGCAGAGAUGGUGCGAGCCCCCAGCCCGGCGCCCGCCCCGCCCCCUGAGCCUGCCUCGCCCAGGGCCCCCCAGGUGGAGGAGGGGGGCCGCCACAGCUCCUCAGCGCCCAGGCUGCCCCCCGGCGUGCCCGUCAUCAGCCUGGCCCACACCCGGCCCCCCGGGGCAGCUGUCCCCACCACGGAGCUGACGGCCCUGCGGCACCCCCUGCUGCAGCUCUCCACCCUGGGGGCUGCCCCAGCGCCCCUUUCCCUGCAUUACCACCCUCACCCCUUCCUCAAUAGCCUCUACAUUGGGCCAGCAGGACCCUUUGGCCUCUUCCCCAGCAGCCGGCUGAAGCGGAGGCCAAGCCACUGUGAGCUGGACCUGGCCGAGGGACACCAGCCCCAGAAGGUGGCCCGUCGCGUGUUCACCAACAGCCGCGAGCGCUGGCGGCAGCAGAACGUGAACGGCGCCUUCGCCGAGCUCAGGAAGCUGCUGCCGACGCACCCGCCCGACCGGAAGCUGAGCAAGAACGAGGUGCUUCGCCUCGCCAUGAAGUACAUCGGCUUCCUGGUGCGGCUGUUGCGCGACCAGGCGGCCGCGCUGGCCGCGGGCUCUGCCCCGCCCGGACCCCGCCGACGGCCGGCGCAGCGCGGCGCGGACGACAGCGCCCGCCGGGGACCCGGACGCAGGCCCGAGGCGGCGGCGCGCCCGCGGCCCGCGGCCCUCGACGGCCCUGCCGGUAGCCCGGGCGCGCCGGUCCGGCCCAUCAAGAUCGAGCGGGGGCUGCCGGAGCCGGCGGCCGUGAGCCCGGAGGUGCGGUGACCCUCACGGUGGCGCCUCUGAGCCGGGGUGGGUGGGUCCGGAGCCGUCGAAGAAGGGGCUGUGACGCGCUUGCGCCUGCCGGGGCGCAAACUCCUCGCAAGAGGGACCAGCGAAGACGUUCCGAACAGAGUCAGGAGCCCCAGGGUGCCCCGCGGACCCUUUUAUCACCAACCGCCCGCGUCCCCUCCCCGGGGCGAGGUCCGGGAACCAACAUGGCAUAGAGCGGACAUCGGA